AUGCAUCUAACAUACGCAAAAGCCCGCCGCGUCCAUGAUGAAGAUUCGCAAACUCAGUCGGCGGACGCUCCCCCUACAUACGCCGCUCACACAUAUACUACUCGAGCCCAUACUCAUCAGCAUCCGCCUCGCGCCCGCGUACGGACGCACCACCACCAUCACCACGGGCACGUCCACACCCACCGCCACAGAAACGGGACACGGCACCAGAGAAACAGCCACAGGGCGAACAGAACAAGACCCCACUCCAACGCGGUCCGCCACGGCCAACACGCCUCGCAAGACACCGGCUCGACCGUCCGGCUCUUGCCGCCGCAUAUCGUGGCCGCCAUGCCCAUAUUCUCACCGGCCACAGCGGCACCGGUAGCUGGGAUGGGAGGUGAUGCGUUCGUCGGCUACGGUCCCGCGCCGGAUCAAGACCUCGGGCCGGGGUGGGUUGCGGAUCCCAACUUCCGCCUUGAGCAGGUUCCCGCCGGGAGGGAUGGCGGCGGUGGCGGCGACAGAUGCUGGCCCCCGCUCUUUGCCGCCUUUCGUGGGGCGCCCAGAGGAGCGGCUCGAGAUCCGAGGCGGGAGGCUGCCGGGGAGAGGCAGGCGCACAUGAAUGACGAUGAGAUGGAGGCUGCGUGA
Molecule: messenger RNA, 627 nt
Organism: Colletotrichum destructivum
Lineage: Eukaryota; Fungi; Ascomycota; Sordariomycetes; Glomerellales; Glomerellaceae
Exons: 1
Coding region: 1-627 (208 amino acids)
Source: RefSeq, a predicted model, not a curated record